AUGGGAGUUCCAAAGUUCUUUCGAUGGAUGUCGGAGCGCUAUCCCAAAAUCAAUCAACGGUUAGGAUCGCCACCCAAUCCAGAAACCUCUCAGCGUUAUUUUGACAAACCACCACCCGAUGCCUUUGAACAUCCAGAUCCCUUUAGCAAAUGUGGUUUGCCACCAGAAAUCGAUCGCCUCUACAUUGAUAUGAAUGGAAUUAUUCACGGCUGUUCUCACAACAACUCCAGUAAUGUUGACGAUGAUGGCGAAGGAUUUGACACGGUUUCACGGAUCUCCAAUCCCGACAUUUUUCGAAACGUUUGCUACUACCUCGACCGGAUAAUUGGCGACAUGGUACAACCCCAACAAGUGGUAUACAUGGCGAUCGAUGGUGUUGCACCCAGAGCAAAGUUGAAUCAACAACGAAGUCGGCGGUACCGCAGUGGUACGGAGGGCUCUAUCGAAACGAGUAUCUACGACGCCCAUGAAAAAGCAAUGCAAGAGCAAGAAGAAAAACGAGAACAAGAACAAAUCGAGGAGGAUGAUGCAUUUAGUGUGGAAGAUGGGUAUUCCUUUGCCUUUAAUGAGGAAAAUGUCAAGGACGAUAGCAAAGCUCGGCUCGAUGUCGAAGAAGUCACACCAGGCCGGUUCACUGGAAAGUUUGAGACUCAAACGCAAGAACUGGAUGGCGACAAGGAGGCCUUUCACUCCAACGUUAUUACACCUGGAACGCCCUUCUUUACUGACUUUACACAACAUUUGGAGCACUUUGUCAAAUACAAAAUGAGUACGGAUCCAAAGUGGAAGGACUUGACAAUCAUAUUCAGCGGCCCAAACGUGCCUGGAGAAGGAGAACACAAGAUCAUGCAGUUCAUUCGAGAGCAAAAGAAAGAACCAAACUACAAUCCAAACUUACGCCAUUGUAUCAUGGGACAGGAUGGAGAUUUAAUCAUGCUGGGGCUAGCAACACACGAACCCAACUUGGUGCUGCUGAGGGAGCGCGUCAUUUUUAACAUGGUGCAACAGCAGCUGCGACAUGCAGCGUCAAGUGGACUGGAUGCUUACGUCAACAAUGCUCACUUUGAGCUACUGCACAUGGGAGUUUUAAGGAACUAUUUGGCGUAUGAAUUUGAGACUUCAGAUGUCAUGCAGGAGGCUCCUUGGGAUCUGGAACACACGAUUGACGAUUUCGUUUUCAUGACAUUCUUUGUGGGAAAUGACUUUUUGCCUCAUAUGCCUGCUCUGGACAUUGCAGAUAACGCCUUUGACUUGCUUUUCUGGACAUACAAGGAGAGCCGAAAGCAGUGGUUGAAGGAGGAUCCCAAAAUGCCAUAUUUGACAAACAGAGGAUCGAUUGUUUCUGGAAGGCGAGUGGAGGAGUUUUGUUCCGCUCUGGGAAGCCACGAAGUUUCAUAUUACGACAAGAAAAAAAUCACAGCUCCCAAGGAGAAUAGGCGACUUCGAAAACAAUACAAAAAGCUGGGGAUGGCAACGACUGUUCCAAAUGAGACUGUUAUUGAGUCCAAAGAACAAGCGGAUAGGGCAGCCUACCGAGCAAUGCUUCAGAAUGUAGGUGAAAAAGAAGCAGAAGCAGAUACGGAGACCUUUUCUCCAGUCGUGUCAGGUGAGGUCUCUUUCCGUUCGUCAGAAGAGUUCAUAGAGGAAGGCUUGAUUUCACAGAUGGGUAGUAUAUUGCAGAACUCCAUUAGCCACGAAGGUGGUGAAGAUGGAGAGCACGGUUCUUCACUUGAUGAUCAGGACCUGAAGGGUCGCUAUUACUAUGACAAGUUCCAGAUCACCCCAUACGAUCAAGAAAAGCAUCAUGCCCUGCGAAAGGCAUACAUGGAAGGCUUGGUUUGGAAUCUCAAAUAUUAUUACGAAGGAUGUGUUUCUUGGGACUGGUACUACCCAUACCAUUAUGGGCCCAUGUUGAGUGAUCUUGUUGAUCUUGAUAACAUCCUAGGCGAAGUCGACUUUGAAGGGAAGAUGGGAUCUCCCCUGAAACCUUUCCAACAGCUGAUGGGAUGCAUGCCACCGUCUCAGUCUCACCAUCUACCUGAGCCUUUCCGCUGGCUGAUGACGGACGAAAACUCUCCAAUCAUUGAUUUCUACCCAAAAUCAUUUUAUGUAGACAUGAACGGAAAACGAUGGCCAUGGGAAGCUGUGACUUUGUUACCAUUCAUCGAUUCGCAGCGACUUAUUGCGGAAUAUGACAAAAUUGACGAGAGCCUACUGUCAGAGGACGAGCGUCGGCGCAAUUUGACUGGGAGCAUAGUCGUCAUGAUGUACGAUGAGGGCCACGCUGAAGCUAUUCCAGCGAUUGGAGUAAACGAAGGAUUUAGGGCAAUCGAUGAGAGCAAGGUCAUAUCCGUUCCUUUUGAAAUCUCAGACUGGAGUUACUCGUUGGAAGACAAAGCAGUACUCGAACCUGUUCUGCAUCCAGGAGUCGAAGUUCCUCUCCCAGGAUUUUCUUCAUUGAGAGAUGCACCAAUUCAAAGUCUGUGGCGCAGAAGGAACGGAUUGAAUGUCUUUGGUGGUAGAAGUCGUUAUUUGACUGCAUGCUUGGAAGUGUCAUCUUUCAUGCCGCCGCUCCCACCAGUCGAAGAUCUUGCUCCAAAGCUGAUAGGAACGAGCAUCUUUGUAAAUUAUCCCCAUUUUGUGGAAGGUCUUGUAACAGCAGUAUCAGACGAGCACACCGUAGUGCGUGGCCGAAAGAAGCCACGACGUUGGACUGAAAAGGAGUCUGAGAAAUGGAGGAUUCAAAGAGAAGGUAUAACAAGGUGCCUGGAGGUUGGAGAGGGAUAUACAGGAACUGGUGGCGUGAUCAUUCCAGAUGAUCAAGCUGUAACGUUGUCUGUUCGGCCAUUGGAAGGGAUUUCGACACUAAAGAACGGAAUGACAGUCAAGAGUUAUGCAAAGUUCGAAGUUGAAGUCCCAAUCAUUUCCACAUUCUGGAAUCCAAAAAGUGCUGACGCUCGUCUCAACGAUAUUCCAGCCCGCCUUGAAAAGAAUGCAUUUGAUGUAGCAGGCCCACUGCAAGCUGCGCAAAAGAGUCAACAGAAGCCUAAGAAUGGUCGAAGAAGAAAGAAAUUGUUCCCACCAAAGGGUAAUUCAACGGCCGAAUUUUCUGAAGGGAUGGAGAUUAACAAAGUAGCCAAGGCUCACUUCUCAACCUCGGCCUUCUCAUCACUUGGAGCGAUUCAACGACCCACGACUAUUGGUCGCACGGGUUUUGGUUUCCGCCAUGCGAGUCACAACCUUGCAAGGAGGAAUUACUCAUCCAUUUCCUCUUUGAUGCCAGUACAAAACAGCAGCCAACAAGGCAUGAAGUUUGAGCAAGUCCUGCCGGAGCGACAACUGAUUGGACUGAAAACAUCUCCGAGAACCACGAUUCGACCCUUGGUCGGAAGAACUGCCAAUCCUCGAGGACGAAUGCUUGCUGUUGGUUUCAUCGCCGCCUCAUUUCUAUUUCAGUUUGGCGAAGCGGUGUCAUGGUUUGGCGGUUCUGCCACUGAGACAAGGUCAGUGUCCCCUUCAUUUGCUGCAAGACAGCUGUCCACGAGCUCGCAAUGCGUAUUUGAUAUUCGAGGUGGGGUAGAAGAAAUGGAUUUUGAGAUUGACAGUGUUCCUCCCCUUGAAUUUGCACAUGGAACAACAACAUUGUCCUUCAUAUUCCAAGGAGGCAUAGUUGCUGCUGUGGAUUCGAGAGCUAGUUUGGGGAGCUUUGUUGGCUCGAAGACAACCCAGAAAGUAUUACCCGUCAAUUCUCACAUACUGGGAACCAUGGCUGGAGGUGCCGCUGACUGUAUGUUUUGGAUCGGAAAGCUUCGAGCGGAAGCAAUGUUGCACGAACUGAAAGAAGGUUGCCGAAUGUCAGUUGCCAGAGCAUCACGUUUGCUGUCCAACUCGCUGUAUGAAAAUCGAGCCCUAGAUCUGAGUGUUGGUACGAUGAUAAUGGGAUUCGAUCCUGAAGAUGGUCCACCAAGAAUAUUUUAUGUCGAUAACACCGGAGUUCGAAUCAAAGGCGACCUGUUCGCUGUUGGGUCCGGGGGGACAUUUGCAUUGGGAAUCCUUGACAACGAAAGGCGGUACUCAAUGACAGAAGACGAAGCCAUCGAGCUCGGCAUUAAAGCUAUUCGCCAUGCAACUUUCCGAGAUGCCUACUCUGGUGGUUUUAUCAACGUCUUCCUAAUCACUCACGAUGGGUGGAGAAAAGUUUACACUGAAGAUCUAGCUGGAAAUAUGUCUAGUGGUGAAAAAUUGGCCGAGCAAAUCCAAUAG
Messenger RNA from Cylindrotheca closterium, 4263 nucleotides. The record is from the annotation of a GenBank genome assembly. Lineage: Eukaryota; Bacillariophyta; Bacillariophyceae; Bacillariales; Bacillariaceae.